This is a messenger RNA of Sphaerodactylus townsendi, 3985 nucleotides long. RefSeq names its product coiled-coil domain containing 150 (gene CCDC150). The coding region runs from base 131 to 2770 and encodes 879 amino acids. NCBI's taxonomy places the organism in Eukaryota, Metazoa, Chordata, Lepidosauria, Squamata, Sphaerodactylidae. The transcript has 23 exons. The record is from RefSeq and is a predicted model, not a curated record.
GAGGGGCGCGCGCCUGCGCGGAACGGCGCCUGGGCGGGAAGCGGGUCAGUUUGAAGUGGGGCAGGAGCUCCGUGGAAACGGGGCCGACACGGAGCCCUCGCGGUUAACUUGCUGGCUGCUGAACUCCGAGAUGGCCAGGCCAAUCAUUACCCCUGUGAACGUCAAUGCGACGGCUCCUGAAACCUUUGAGGUCCUGAACCAGAGGAUGAGAGUUGUGGAAGAGCAGACAAGCUCAUUGCUGAAGGAUUUGGAGGCUCUGGGAGUGAAUAGUUACAGAGUGGAGCUCGUUCCUUCCCAACCUUUGGAGCACUCUGAUGACCACCACGCCAUUAGCCCACUUUGCGCUCGAGGGGCAUUUGGUGGAGAGGACAGCGUGUUGUGGAAACACUGUGAAAAGCUGGUGAGUCGGAUGUGCCGCCUAGAAAGCGUCAUGCAUACCCUGAAGCUGAACAUGUUCCGGCUACAAACCGAGAAAGAACUGAAUCCGCAGCACACAGCCAAUCUUGAGCAGCGCCUGAACACGAUCCAGGAGGAGCAUAUGCAGGAGCUGAAGAUGCUUCAGGCAGAAGGGUGGAGGCUACGCCAGCAACUAAGCGACUCACAAGAAGAGGCGGAAAAAGCUUGCGAGCGAGUGGAGAGGCUCAGCGCUGCCUUGGAGAUCGCAACUGCGACCAAGCUAAAAGAGCAACUCUGUAAGGAGUCCAGCCUGAGGAAGUCUUUGGAAGAAUCCCAAGCAGUCCUGUUGUAUCGGGUCCAGGAUAUGGAGCAGACAGUGGAGAAUGAACGGAAGCAGGUUCACAUUCUACAGCAGGACUGCAAUAGCCUGCGUCAAGACAUUCAAACAGCCCAGGAGAGGCUGCAGAAGGAAGAAGAGAGGGCCAUCCAGCUGGAGCAGGAAUGCACACAGCUCAGAGCUGAUCUAGAAUCCCACGAGAGGGCCAUUUCCAAGCUCAGUGAAGAAGAACAAGCUGCCCGACUGUCUUUCAGCAAAGAACGUGAGGAGAACCUAAAGCUGCGAUCAGAAAUAACCGCUUUGCAAGAGAUGGCAGAGAAAGUGCAGGUGCUGAAUGAGAAGUUAAGCCAACAAUGUACUGAAUUGAGUGAGGCCCUUCGAAGGGUUAGCCUGGAGAAUGCUAAGCUCAUCUCAGAUCACCAGGCUGCUCUUAAGGAAGAACAGGACAACAUUAAUCGGAAGCUGCAAGAACAAGACUUGCUUCUGGAUAGCGCCCGGGCCAGCGUCAUGGGAGAGCUACAGAUCUUGCAGAAAGAAAAGGCUGAUCUUCAGAGAGGGAGAGACGCCCUGCUGGCUGAGCAUGCUGACUGCAAGCAGAAAGCCAGUGAAGUUGCAGAGGCCGCGACCACCCAAAAGGAACUCUUGGAGGCCACGGUUGCCAGGUUACAGAGUGAACUAGAGGCAGCUCUCCAGCGGAGCGACUCUCUGCAGAAGGAGAAGGAGAGGCUUCAGGAAGAGAUGCAGAGAACAGUCCAUGACCUGAUGCAGGAGAACAACAAAUUGGAAGCAGAACUGAGUGGAAAUAAGCUGGAAAUCAGCCCUUUGAGAGACAGGCUGACUGCACUAGAAGAAGAAAACAAGAAGUUAACAGAGCGGGAAGCAUCCCUGGAACACCAGCUGCAAGCCCAGCAGCAAGUGGAGCGGAUCCUAGUGAACCUGACAGAUGAGAAAAAUAAACUGGUGUGCGACAAUGGAAAACUUCAGAUCAGAAUGCGACAGCUGGAAGAAGAACUGCAGCCCCUUGCGGAUGCCCGUUCCGAGAACAAUCGGCUUCAUGAGCUGAACGCAGCCUUGGAGAGCAGAUAUAAUCAGGCAAAUGCAGAACUUGGCUCCCUCAAAAUGAACACACAGAAGAUGCAAGCGCACCUUAAACAGACCCAGUCUGCCCUUGACAGCCGAGAGGAGGAAUUUCUUUUGACAGCCAAAUCCUGCGACGAGGCAUUAAGAGAGAACCAGGAGAUCAGGGAGCUGAUGAGCUCGAAUGAAGAGCGAGGGAAGCGGAAGGUGACCAUGCUGCGACGCAAGCUGGAAGAAGCCAAGGGGGACAAUCUCAAAGUGACCACUAUUCUCGAGAAUGUGCUGGCUUCUCACAGGAAGAUGGAGAAGGCUCUGGAAAAGGCGCACACGGAGCUGGGGCGCAAGGAUUCUGAGCUUGCUGGCCUGAAGAAGGAUAGGACCCACAGCCAGCAAAGAAUUCAGAACUUAGAGGCAGAAUUGGAGCAGUGCCAUAGCCAGCUAGCCUUGGAAUCUCAGCAUGGUAUUAAGACGGACCCGCUUCGUAAAAUCCUGGAAGUCACCAAAGGGGACAAGAAGAAGCUGGCCCAAAAUCUGGAGCAGACGCUGGAGAGCAACAGCCUCCUGCAGAGCAAGCUAGAGCGCCUGCGAGAAGAGCUGGAGAGCAAAGAAGCCGAGUACCAGCAACUCGUGGAGUGCAGGUAUUUUUUUUGCAUACUUAAGACUCUGGAAGAGACUGUCACAUGCUUGAAGAAAUGCAAACGGGAUACUGAAAAGAAACUGAAAGAAGCCAGCAUCGAGUCAGAACAGAUAACAGCUAAUCUGGAGGAAGCUCAUCAUUGGUUCAAGUCAAAGUUUGACAGUCUGCAGCGGGAGCUUGCAAAAAACCGGCAGCAGAGGAUUCCUGGGGAACAAGGUUAUGAAGAAGAGGAGAGUCCCAUGAAGCUCCCCAGCCAGGCCUGCCUGAAGCGCUGGGAGACCAAGCAGCACCUGAAGUUCAUUGCUCGGAAGUAUCUGAGCUGAAUCAACCAAGGGCCUUGGACCGGGGAGGUUCCCGGUUAGCCAGAGGUGACAGUGUCCGGCCUGGGAAUGCGCCUUCUCAAGCCAAGGGUGCUUCUGCGUCCCAGUGGUGGGGGUGGUGAUGUCCCUGGGAGAAGGUGGCAACAGCAUGGCUGUUUACGACCUGUCAUCAGCCGAGAUGGCCCCGUGCGAGCUCAGCUUGGUCUUUCUUAAGGGGAAAACUGGGCCUCGGGCUUCAGGCUGCAUCCAUUAAAAAUCGGUUCAACAUCAGAAUGCAUUAAAAAACUUCUGCAGAGUAUAAAGUCCCUGUGUGGAGAUUCCACCUACCUUUCUUCCCAGCCCAGUCCUCCACCGCACUGGACGUGAAUGUAAUGAUCUUAGAAGGGCUUUCUUUGUCACACAGGGUGAGUGCAGCCCUCAGAGUCCCCCUCACUACAGCCUAAAACCAUCAUGUCGACAGGGCAGGGAGUGCAAAGUCCCAGUGGCGGUUUCUCAGAUGUCCCUAUUUCGAACGCUAGCUCUUUUCCAUGCAAGUUCUCGUAUUUGAUAUCAGACCAAGGCUACUCUGGGGAUAAUUCCGAGUAAGGAGAGAAAGGGGAGUGGGGUCCAGCACCUGUCAAAAAUGCUUCCUUCGGCACAACGAUGGCAAAUUUAGAAGUUAGGUUCCCUACUGAAGUUAGGCUCUUCAACAUGCACUGUUACAUUCCCCCGGAGUUCAUGUAUAGAGCAAUGCUUGUUCAUUAUCAGGUAAGGCAACAAACUGGGCAGAAGAGGCAUGAAUCACAGCCAGAUACUGACCCAGGAUAUCAUGCAUCACCUUUCCAUAAACACUUGAUUUAAUCAUCUUUCAUUCUCUAUUUAAUUUAAAUUGGUGUGACAGUUCGCCAGUUCGCAAAGCUAGAAAAUACAUGCUUCAGCCUUUGUUAAAAAAUCCCAAUUGGCCCAAGGGAGCCAGAAGUACAUUUUGAUGGACUCAUUCUCUUGUGCAAGCAGAAGGUUCCAGCAUUAGCAGGCGACACUGUUUGACCGAUCCAGCGUGAGGGUCGGAGUGCAAAUCAUGGGUGAAGUUGUGUUUUGUCUUUUUUACAUCCGUCAUUCUAGACCACUGCAUUACAAGCAUGUACAUUUGAUAUAUCUGAGUAUCUCCACAACAGACGUGUAUGUGUAUAUUUGAUUAAUUUUGUAGUUUACAACUGAUUAAAAUAUUUUUACAACAAU